Caenorhabditis remanei is the source of this 1785-nucleotide messenger RNA. RefSeq lists its product as uncharacterized. Gene Ontology annotation, molecular function: calcium channel activity; calcium, potassium:sodium antiporter activity. Lineage: Eukaryota; Metazoa; Nematoda; Chromadorea; Rhabditida; Rhabditidae. The transcript is spliced from 11 exons. Gene Ontology annotation, cellular component: membrane. The coding region runs from base 1 to 1785 and encodes 594 amino acids. The record is from RefSeq and is a predicted model, not a curated record. Gene Ontology annotation, biological process: intracellular calcium ion homeostasis; calcium ion transmembrane transport.
AUGCGCGUCGGUUCAACCGUCCGAAGUCGUACCAAAGCACGUGUCGUUCGUCGACUCAUUCUGCUCCCGGUGGCUCUUGUCGCCGUCAUGGGAGCGGCUCAUUUGAUGAGGGAACGGAGGAGUAUUGAUGGGGAGCCGGGGAUGAUGUCAGGCACACCAGCGAAUGUGUCACAACCGUUUUGGAAGGCGUUCAUGCCAACUUGUAACAGAUCUCUUGCUCCACCUGCUCCAGAAGUUAACGACGAUGGACAGUUUCCACCGGAUCCAUUUUCAUUGAAACAGAGGCAGAAUGGUUUUGUCGUUCUCCACAUGUGCGGUCUCAUCUACAUGUUCGUUUCCCUUGCGAUCGUCUGCGAUGAAUUCUUCGUCCCAUCUCUCGAUGUACUCACUGAAAAGCUCCAGUUAUCUGAUGACGUGGCAGGUGCCACAUUCAUGGCCGCCGGAGGCUCGGCUCCAGAAUUCUUCACGUCGGUUAUCGGAGUGUUCAUCGCUCAAAAUAAUGUUGGAAUUGGAACGAUUGUUGGAUCCGCCACAUUCAACAUUCUCUGCGUCCUUGCUUUCUGUACACUCUUCUCUAAAACUAUACUUGACUUGACAUGGUGGCCUUUGUUCAGAGAUGUUUCCAUUUAUAUGCUGGCUCUGGCAAUGUUGGUGUUCUUCUUCAUGGAUGAAAUGAUCACAUUCCCUGAAGCAUUUGCCAUGUUCACUAUCUACAUCCUUUACUGCACUAUAAUGAAAUUCAAUGUUCAACUCGAAGCGAUCGUCAAAGGAGGCUCCGAUUCAGAAGAGGCGUCGGCUCAUGAGACACAAAAACUGGCAGCUGACGUUGCACACAACAAUAAUAAUAAUGAUGUGGCCGCACUUGAAGGGAAUGAUCUCCGUCGUCGCUCAUCUGCACGUCGUCAAUCCGUACCGAUUCUUCAUUCUGGAACAAUGUUCCGUAAUGGAAUAAUGCAAUUGAUGAAUCAUACGUUGGAACAACUUCCAGAAGAUUCAGAAGAAGACGACAGCUCGAGAAGUCGAAGUAAUGUGAACGUCGAGUCUCAUGACAUGCAUCGUCUCAACGUCAAUCAAAGUAUUCCGGAUCGACGUUCGUCACAGAUUGAGGAGAUUAAGUCCCUUUUGGAAGAGGAAGAAGAAAAACCACUUGAUAUGACUUGGCCAGAGACCUGGACGAAACGAUUGACCUAUGUGUUGCUGGCCCCCGUCGUCGUCCCAAUGUGGGUCACCAUUCCAGAUGUCCGCAGAUCUCACAACCGCCAGUGGUACCCUGCUACAUUCAUCAUCUCAAUCUUGUGGAUUGCCUUCUUCUCGUACUUGAUGGUUUGGUGGGCGAACACUAUUGGAGAGACGUUUGUGAUUCCGACGGAAAUUAUUGGUUUAACUAUUUUGGCUGCUGGAACGAGUAUCCCGGAUUUGAUUACUAGCGUAAUCGUUGCCCGAAAAGGACUUGGCGACAUGGCAGUCUCCAGUUCAGUCGGAUCCAACAUCUUCGAUGUCUGCGUCGGUCUUCCAGUCCCGUGGCUUCUCUACUUCCUGAUGGAAUACAUCAAGAACCCAUCCGAACCUCUCUCCCCAAUCUCUGUCAGCUCUAAAGGUCUUCUCUGUUCCGUCGGAAUGCUCUUCAUCAUGCUCAUCGUAUUAGUCUUUGCGAUUUUCUUAUCUGGAUGGAAGAUGAAUAAGAUAUUCGGCUGCCUGAUGAUCGUCUCUUACAUCUUCUUCUGCGUGUUUUCAGUCGGUCUAGAAACUGAUAAACUCGUUUGCCCGUUGAAUAUUUGCGGAUAG